This is a messenger RNA of Paramuricea clavata, 1997 nucleotides long. The record is from the annotation of a GenBank genome assembly. NCBI's taxonomy places the organism in Eukaryota, Metazoa, Cnidaria, Anthozoa, Malacalcyonacea, Plexauridae.
AUGGAGGAAACGUCAACACAACGAGUAGGUGAAAGUAAUUUUGAUCAUAGUGGGACGGUAGAGAAUGAUAUUGGUGAACCUAUUGUUGGAAAGAACAGCCUUAGCACCUCAGCUACGAGAAGUGUUUAUUUAAUAACUUAUAGCCAGGCAGAGUUGCAGAAAUUUACAUGUUGAGCGGACUUCGCCAGAGCAGUUGUGGAAAGCUUUAUUCAAGGAAACUGCAAUGUGAGCCAUUGGUGUUGCAGUUUAGAGGAGCACACCUCAGGGGGUAAACAUUAUCACAUGUCCUUGAAGCUUAACAAAGUGCAGCGUUGGUUAGCAUCUAAGAGAUUUCUCGCACAAACCUACGGUAUUUCAGUUCAUUAUUCCAACGUCCAUCACAACUACUUUAGCGCUUGGCAAUAUGUAACGAAAAGUGACACACAAUAUGAAGAAAGCAUUGGUCAUCCUGAUUUACGGAAUGCGAAGAGUCCAAGAAUGAGCGAAGCGAACACAAAGAAGAGCAAUGAUGCCACAAAGAGAAAACGUAAAAACUAUACCAAGACGAAGGGUGGUCCAGAGAAAGUUACAAAGCGGUCAAAGUCUGGGAAAAAAAGCGUCUCACACCUUUACUUGUGUCAGAACUUAUUCUGGACAAAAAUAUAAUGAGCGUCACUAGGGUUGGGCGAUAUUUCGAUAUUUUGAUUUAUCGCGAUAUUUUCAAUCGCGAUUAUCGUAUCGAAGGUAGAAACUUGAGCGACGAUAUAUCGAAAUUAUCGUCAUGCUCGUUGACUAUCGUGAUAUUGCUUCUAUGUAGUAUAUAGCUUUUAUAAAAAUCCUAAAAAAUUCCUUCAAUUUCUAGAAAACAUAUUUUUUAAAAGAAUUAAAACUAUUUCCUGAAUUAAAUACGAAUUUAAUACGGCCAUUCGGCCUUGGAAAUUAGUAAGCCGCUGAACAAUGAAAUUGCAGGCUUUGCUUGCGCUGUGUGCCCACGGCAUUUGCGCCUGCGGAGACACAGUAGACACUACAUAGACAGUUCGGUUUAUGGACAGUAAAUAUUAGACUAGAAAAAGCGUUCAUAUUAAAUUAUUUUAAUUUGUUGUUUUACUUAGCUUGAUUUUAAUAAGAUUAUUUUUAAGCUUAUUGGUCAUUGUUUUUAUCGCGAUAUUAUCGAAUAUCGUGAUAAUUUCCUCGACAAUAAUCGUGAGAUGAUUUUUUUAAUAUCGCCCAACCCUAAGCGUCACCGAGCUUCACGCCUUAGCACAAGACUAAAGGGACCAAGGAAAAAUUGAUCUUGUUGAAUUUAUUUUAAACAGUCCCCCAAAAAACUUUCCGAAUUGAUUCAAACAACUUGGGAGAUGAAAGGAGCAAAGGAAAAGAUUACUCAUUCCAGAAAAACUCGAAUGCAAAUACUGAAUGAAGCAGUCGAAUCUGACUGUACAACAGCGUGUAACGGGGCAUGGCUACAGUGUGCUACUGAGUUAUUAAAUAAAAACGGCGUGGAUAUUGAAAUGUUUGCGCAAUUGGUAAAGGAAUGCCUAACCAAAGGCAGCGGAAAACACCGCAACGUCAUGAUUGUGGGUCCAGCCAACUGUGGCAAGACGUUUAUACUCAAAAGCCUGACCCAACUAUACGCAACGUUCAGUAACCCUGCCUCUGGAAGCUUUGCUUGGAUUGGAAUUCAAGAUGUGGAAUGUAUAUUUCUAAACGAUUUCAGAUGGAACCCUCAGCUAAUACCUUGGCAUGACCUGCUUCUUAUGUUGGAAGGAGAAGUUGUCCAUCUCCAUGCACCGAAAACACAUUUUACAGAAGAUAUUGAGUUUGUCAAAGACACACCUAUCUUUUGCACAAGCAAGCGGCCAUUAAUUUAUAUUAAGAACGGUGUAGUCGACGAUCGUGAAACGGAGAUGAUGGCUGUUAGAUGGAGAGUUUUAUAUUUCAACUACCAGAUUCCCCAAGAAAAGCAGUUAAACAUACCACCUUGCAAAAAAGGCUUUGCGCAGUUACUAUUGAUUUAA